Salvia splendens (bonfire salvia) is the source of this 861-nucleotide messenger RNA. Its product is annotated as mitochondrial zinc maintenance protein 1, mitochondrial. Bases 223 to 534 code for a protein of 103 amino acids. The record is from RefSeq and is a predicted model, not a curated record. The transcript has 2 exons. Gene Ontology annotation, cellular component: mitochondrial matrix. NCBI's taxonomy places the organism in Eukaryota, Viridiplantae, Streptophyta, Magnoliopsida, Lamiales, Lamiaceae. Gene Ontology annotation, biological process: mitochondrial respiratory chain complex III assembly. Gene Ontology annotation, molecular function: protein folding chaperone.
UGCUUUGAGAUAUUAAAAAAUAUGUUCGAAAUUGAGCUAUUGUUAUAGACCAAUUAGUAUGAAAUAAAAAUAAAAGUUAUUGAUCUGAAUCCAAACCCUAUAUUAAUAAUAAUUUCGGAGUAGAUCGAGCUGCUAUUUUUUCAUUUUCGGUUCCAAAUUCUUCCCCUUUCUCCACUCAUCUUGGAUCGGUGGUGCUGGAAACGACGUCGUAGCAAGCAGAAAAUGGGGAGCGAAGCAUUGACGGCGUACAGAGCGCUGCUGAGAGCCACUCGGAAGACCUUCGCCGGCGACACCCUGAUGCUCAGGCAGUCCGCCGUUGAGGUGCGGAAAAAGUUCGAGGAGAAUCGCCACGUGACCUCCGCUGCCGACCUCAGCCGUCUCAUGGAGGAGGCACGUGAGGCCUCACACUUCAUAUCCACCAUGCUCGUCCAAGCCAAGCUCAACGAGCGCGGCGGCUACGAAGUAAAAGCUGAUAAAGAGCAUGCUGGAGCUACUCUUGAAAUCCCCUCUGAAGAAAUUUUGAAGAAUGCUUAGAAGGCAUCAACUUUAGACUAGGCAACACUCAUAUUUUACGAAACUUGGCCAACGAUCAAGCUUAGAGAAUGGGAAAGCUCCGUUCAUUCUUCAAUCGAAUAAUUUAUGGUUCUGUAGCUUUCAUCAAUAUUCUCGAGUUUGUUUGUAACCUUACUUGUUUCUGAGGUUUUGCUUUACCUUGUUCUUGAGAUUAUACUUCCAUUCAAUAAUGUGUUGUUCCUAGAUUUCACUGAAGGUUUCAGUGUGCAGUUUGCGAUUGAAACUAAUGAUUAUUGGUGAAACAUAGUUAUUUGUAUGAAUGAAAUAACACCUUGCGAUUUUGAUGGA